This is a messenger RNA of Rangifer tarandus platyrhynchus (Svalbard reindeer), 354 nucleotides long. NCBI's taxonomy places the organism in Eukaryota, Metazoa, Chordata, Mammalia, Artiodactyla, Cervidae. The record is from the annotation of a GenBank genome assembly.
AUGAAGGGAGCACUACUUCUGCUGGCCCUGCUGGUGACCAGAGAGCUGACCUUUGAGAUGCGUGAGGCCGAAGCCUGCCCUGUUUUUUAUGGAGUCCUUACCACUGUAUCCCUUGCAUUACCACCUCAAUUGUUGAACAGCACCCUCGAUUUGGUUGAAGCUACCGAUGCAGAAAAAGUAGCACUACAAAAAACUCGAGAUUGCUUCGCUGAGAACGGACUUGGGAACAGGUUGAAUCAUCUGAGAAUCGAGCUUUCCAUCAUCUUCAGUAAAGACUGCACUGGCUAUACGUUGUCAUCGGUGGUGAACACUGCUUCAGGAUUAGGUCUCAGUCUGACAUCUUUGGUGACAUAA